AUGGAAAGGCCAACGACGUCGGGUCCGCCGCCCAGGGCGGCUCGCAGCUCUGCAUCUUCUACAUCUACUUCUUCUUCUUCUUCGAGUAGAGCGACUCGAGCUGCGGGCGGCCGGGGCACAUCUCCGCCCGCGAUCCCCGAGUUCACAGACGAAGAGUACGUGCUCUACCUCGAGAACCCGUCAUGGACGAAGGAGGACACUCUGAGCCUCCUGGACGCUGUACGCAUCUUCGAUUUGGAGUGGAACCUGGUGGCCUCCACCUUCCACGGCGACUCCCGUAAGACCCCCUCGAGGUACCAACAACUCGAAGAGCUGGAGGCGGAUAAGCGCAGGCUGUCCGUUAAGCGGCCCUCGCCCACGAAGCAGCAGCAGCCACCGGCCCCCGCGAGACCUCAGACACAGAAGCUGCCACCAAGAGCGCCGCAGCUGUCUCGACAGCUGCCGCCUUCUCCACCGAUCCGACAGCAGCCCACGCAGCCACAGCUACACCAGCAGCCUCGCCCUGCCCAGCAGACCAACGCGCGGAUCCUCAGCCCCUACGGCCCUCCCCCCAUCUCCAUCGGCGCGGGGACUACCAUCUUCCCCCUCGGGCCGGGGUCGCCCUUCGCCUUUGAUCCGUCGGCGUUUAUGCGAGGCGUCAACGGCCACCCGCAGGGGAUGCCUUCGCUCUUUGCUCUCCCCCAGCCGCUGCCCUCCAUCUUCCCCAACCCCGCCCUUCACCCUUCGUUCGCCUCUCUGCCGUCUCUACCGCCCUUGCCCUCGCUCUCGCAGGCAUUGGGACCUCCGCCAGCCCCGACUUCGACCGCAGGUCCUGCAAUGCCUGCCAAUCGGUCCGCAUGCCCCAACCACAGCACCCCGUCCAGCCGCCAGAACUCCACCAACGGCAACAUCAACAACACCACCAACCCCGUCAAACCCAGCGCCAAACCCAACAUCGGCAUCAGCAAACUCGGCGCCAAAUCCAGCGCCAACACCAACAACGCCCACAACAGCACCAACAGCAACGGCAACACCAAUGGCAGCCCGGCAGGCAAGCGACAGCUGGUACCGAUAUCGACGAAUCCGACCCUACCUCCGCCUUCGGCGACCUCGUCUUCGGCAACCCCGUCGUCAUCAUCGGGCGGCCCCUCCGUGGUGGUCAUUUCGACGGAGGAGUGGAGGAAGAAGCGAAGGAGACGCACGGCCUCGGAGAUCUCGCGCAACUUCAAGUGCGACAUCCCCACUUGCUCCAAGGCCUACGGCUCCGAGGGCGCCCUCAAGAUGCACAUCCGCCUGAAACACCCCGGGCUCAGGCUACCCAUCAGCAAGCCGCAGUUCCCUCGGCCCAACCCGCUGCUCCUCUCCUCGUUCCUCCCGCUCGGGGUGGGAUCGGUCAUGCUCGGCCAGAAUGCGGCGGCGAUGGGCUUCCCCUCACCUUUGCCCCGGCUCGUCCCGCAGCAGGCCAAGAGCUUGCCCGCCGGCCUCUCGCCUCAGCUGCCCGGCACCUCCCCCUUGUUGGGCUCGCCCUCUUCGGCGUCGUCGUCGCCGCAGCAGCGCCCGACAGCGCCGCUGUCCGACCCCGUUCUUCGGCCGCAGCCGUCCAACGCCAGCCCGACCGCCGUGUCGGUGAAGCGGGAGGAGGUCAUCCUGUCCGUGGCUUUUAUGCGGCUCGAGAUCGGUGGCUACGAGUGCAUGAGCAAGACCACCGGUGACCUGGUGGCCCACUUCAACUUCACUCACAAGCGGCUCCUGUGGGAAGUGGUCUCCGGUGGUGCGAAGCUGUCGAUCUACAGCGUUUUCGACGAGCUGGCCGGAUUCGGCCUGGAGAUGCUCAAGGACGGCAGCGCCGUGCUCACCAUCGAGUUCAGCCUCCCGCCCGAGGUCAGCUGGGAAGGCAAUAUAUCGAUGCAGCACACGAUUGCCAAGUGCAAGAGGCAUGCGCUCCACUUUCCGCCGCACGCGCUCAACAAGCCGGUGGAGAUGAUGCUCACCCUCGACGAGCGACUGCGCGAGCUGGCCAACCUGGGCCUCCCCACCCUGGUCGAUCCCUACUUUGAGUUGGACGACUCCUCCUCAUCAUCCUCCUCCGACUCAGACGAGGACGGGCCACACAGCCUGGGCACCCGCCAGCAGCACAAGCGGCCAUCCCAGUCGGCGGGAGGCGGAAGCCCCAGCUAA
This is a messenger RNA of Acanthamoeba castellanii str. Neff, 2157 nucleotides long. RefSeq names its product zinc finger, c2h2 type domain containing protein. The transcript is spliced from 7 exons. The record is from RefSeq and is a predicted model, not a curated record. NCBI's taxonomy places the organism in Eukaryota, Discosea, Longamoebia, Acanthamoebidae. The coding region runs from base 1 to 2157 and encodes 718 amino acids.